GACGUGGAGGAUUAUGGGGAAGGAUUCGAAUGCCGGAUGGUUUAAAUCGUGGGAGGCGCAGCUACCGCUGCCAGUAGUAUUCGCAAGCACCUACGCAUUAGCUACGGCAGAUUUAUGAUUGUCACAAAGUGGAAAUGAAGAACUUAAUGACAAGGCUUCAGUUACCACAGAACAAGCAACCAAGAGUUUAAUAGGAUUGACUCAGCACAUCUCAAAAGUACUUUCAGUUACAUAUGAGGAUAAUUUAUUAAAACAUCAAGCUAUGCAGAAAAACUCCAAGAGGAACAAUAAUUCAAGAGUUUCUGACAUAGAAUUGAACUCUGUGGAUGCUGAGAAGGGAAAAAACGAGAGUCAAAACAACUUUGUUGAACUGCUGCCUCCAGAAGUAGCUCUUAAAAUUUUCACUCAUCUAGACAUUCGGAGUUUGUGCAGGGCUUCAGCAACAUGCUGGAGCUGGAAUUACACAAUAAGAAACAGUGACUUUUUAUGGAAACCUCACUGCUUGACUGUAAGAGCUGUGUGCCGAAGAGAAAUUGAUGAUGAUCUAGAAAGUGGCUAUUCCUGGAGGGUAAUACUACUGAGGAAUUACCAGAAGAGUAAAGUGAAACAUGAAUGGCUAAGUGGCAGAUACAGCAACAUAUGUUCUCCCAUUAGCCUACCAGAAAAAAUCAUGUACCCAAUGGAUGUGGACACAUGGGGGGAAAUUCUAGAAGCAGAACUGGAAAGAUAAGUGGAAAAAGCAAAUAGAUCUCAUGACUUUGAGAGUUUAAAAUUAAAAUGACUCCUAAGUUGCAGAAGGUGUAUCU
Cynocephalus volans (Philippine flying lemur) is the source of this 806-nucleotide messenger RNA. RefSeq names its product F-box protein 48 (gene FBXO48). Gene Ontology annotation, molecular function: protein binding. The coding region runs from base 263 to 730 and encodes 155 amino acids. NCBI's taxonomy places the organism in Eukaryota, Metazoa, Chordata, Mammalia, Dermoptera, Cynocephalidae. The record is from RefSeq and is a predicted model, not a curated record. Gene Ontology annotation, cellular component: SCF ubiquitin ligase complex. Gene Ontology annotation, biological process: SCF-dependent proteasomal ubiquitin-dependent protein catabolic process. The transcript is spliced from 4 exons.